CAUAACUAACCAGAACUGUACAUCCAUUAGAAUUCCCUGCUAAGCAACCAGAGCAAGAACACCACCAUUGCUGGUCUCAACUCAACACAAGCACUGCGAUCUCUCUUUAAGAUCGCCUUGCCUCAAAAUCUUUUUGGAAACCCUAGAAAAUCAGAUAAUUUUCCUUUGAUAAAUCAUAAUUCACUUUUUUUAGGAGAAGAAUUUUUUUUUUUUCAAUUUUGCCGUUAUAUAUAAUUUACUUUCUGCUGCUUUUUUGCUUCUUAAUUUCUAUCAUCGAUCGACUCAGAGGGACAAGAACGCAACAAGCCCUCAAUGUCUAGCCAGGGUGUAGAUAGCAGUAACAACGGCGUCACUGGCCCCAACCAAUCACGUGGUGGUGCCGGCGGCGGCAUGAAGGCAGUCGCAGUUUCGUCUCCAUGGACGCAAGUCGUGCAAGGCGAAUCUGGUGCGAUCGCGUCCGCUUCUUUAUCGCCGUCAGUGUCGUCAACGGCUGUGGCUGUGGUUGAGCAAGUUGGGGAUGAAAGUGCGGACUGUGGGACUGGCAAUGCUGGCAAAAAGUCAGCGUGGAACAAGCUGUCAAACGGGGCUCCGGAUGUUGGGACAGUGAUGGGGGCUCAUGCAUGGCCCGCUUUAUCGGAAACUACUAGGGGCUCUUCGGCAAGGUCGUCUUCUGAAUCGUUGAAAGGUUUAUCUGAUGGAUCAUCGUCAUCAUCGGUUUCGCAGGGCACUGGAACGGCAAAUUCAGCAUUUCAGAAGCAGGGUAAUAAUAAUGGAAACCCUAAUUCAACUUCAAACUAUACAGCCCGGACACGCCAAAGAUCUAUAAAGCGUAAUGGCGCCGUUUCUUUUUCAAACGGUGACCUUACUGAUCAAUCAGCCCUGCAGGGUCCUGCUGUUGAAGGUCCCAUAAACAAUCACUCUCCAAGAGAUCUUUCCCAGCAACGUGGUUCAUUCAGGAAUCGCAAUGGUAAUUCACAUCCUGGUAGAGAUGGUUCUCAACAUCCCAAUUAUGGAGGUAGACGUGAUCAUGACCGUGGAAAUCAAGAUUGGAAUGCUCACCGAAAUUUUAAUAGCAGAGAUGGCCACAUGCAGCACCAGAGGGUGGUGCAAAGGUUUGUUAGGCAUCCGCCUCCGCCGCCACCACCACCAUUAGCAAGUUCUAGCCAAUAUAUUCCACCCCUCCCAGUGCGCCCUUUUGGCAACCACAUUGGCUUUCCUGAGUUCCCAUCGCCUGCAUAUUAUGUUCCAGCUCCUCAUUCAGAGGCACUUAGGGGUGUGCCUUUUGUUGCACCACCUCCACUGCAUGCUUUGUUUUUCCCAGCUUUGGACCCUCAUUUGCAUUCUAGCAUAGUUAAACAGAUAGAUUAUUAUUUCAGUAAUGAAAAUUUAAUUAGAGAUACAUACUUGCGGCAGAACAUGGAUGACCAGGGUUGGGUUCCUAUUACUUUAAUCGCAGGCUUCAGGAAAGUUUCCCUGUUAACUAAUAGUAUCCAACUGAUUUUGGAUGCAUUGCGAAGUUCUACUGUUGUAGAAGUACAGGGUGACAAAAUAAGGAAACGAAACGAUUGGAUGCGUUGGAUAAUACCUCCAGGUCAAUUUUCUGGUGUUCCAAGCGGAAAGUCUAGUCAAGAUAAAUUGGCUUUUAGCUUCCGAAAUCUUUCAUUGGAACAGAAGAAUGCUAACCACAAUAAUGCUACAAGUAGGUCAUCAUCUGGGGAUUUAAGUGUGGAGACAGUUCAAGGGGUUACAGAUCUAUCUAAUUCAGGGGAUUUGAGUAUGGGGACAGGUCAUGGGGGUCCAGAUCGAUCUAUUUCGGCUGGAAAUGCAAAUUAGUAGAGUUGGCAAGGGGUACAAUAUCGAGAGGGUUUUGAAGAAAGCUAUCUUUUUGAAUGUAGUGGUUUUGCCUUGGAGUGACGGAAGCUAAUUGUCAUGAGUCUUCUGAGUCAAAUAGAAACUAUAAAAAUCAGAAUGAAAAAAAAAAAAAAAAAAGAAACUGAGGAGAAAUAAGAGGGAAAAAAACUGACAUGAAUGCACUAGUAUAGUAGCAUGAGUUUAUUUUAUGUAUUGUUUUCUUGGGCACUCCCAAUAUGGUGGCAUGUCAUGUCAGUGUUUUGGUUGGGAUUGUCUUUGGUCAAAUUAUGCCCCAACAGAGGAAGGUGGCCUUAGGUGGAUGAUGCAUCUCAGCUCAUGUUACCCCUUUGCUCUUUCUUGUUUUUUUUUUUUAGGAUUUUUUUUUCCGGGUUAAUUAAACAUAGCAUCUAUAAUUUUAUUCAUAUACAUUCUUUAUAGAGAUUCUAUUUCAUAAAGUGGUCUUGGUUACAAACCCGAGUUACAUUUUAAUUAAUUAUAUGGAGCUCUGCUUUGGAACUUAUUGAAA
Messenger RNA from Mangifera indica (mango), 2377 nucleotides. Its product is annotated as la-related protein 1C-like. Lineage: Eukaryota; Viridiplantae; Streptophyta; Magnoliopsida; Sapindales; Anacardiaceae. The record is from RefSeq and is a predicted model, not a curated record. The transcript has 6 exons. Gene Ontology annotation, molecular function: RNA binding. Bases 313 to 1833 code for a protein of 506 amino acids.